AUGAACCCUAAUAAUCACAUACCAAUCUUACUUACAUUCUUCUUUACUCUUCUUCUUCAACUUCAAAACCCUAGCAAUGCAUCACCAUCUCCACCAAUAACAGCUCUUUACGCCUUCGGCGACUCCACGGUGGAUUCCGGCAACAACAACUACAUCCCAACUCUUUUCCAGAGCAACCAUCCUCCUUACGGCAAAUCUUUUCCGGCCAAACUUUCCACCGGAAGAUUCUCCGACGGAAAACUCGCCACCGACUUCUUAUCCUCCUCUUUAGGACUCAAACCUACUUUACCAGCUUACCUAAACCCUUCGGUCAAACCCGUUGAUCUUUUGACCGGCGUUAGUUUUGCCUCGGCCGGAGGUGGUUUAGAUGAUCGGACCGCGAUGUUAUCGUUGGCUUUGUCCAUGGACAAGCAAUGGAGUUACUUUGAAGAGUCGGUGCGUAAGAUGAAGAGUUUGGUCGGAGAUUUGGAGACUAGUCGAGUGAUUAAGAAUGCUGUGUUUGUGAUUAGUGCAGGGACUAAUGAUAUGAUCUUUAAUGUUUAUGAUCGUGUUCUUGGGAAUUUGGUCUCUGUUUCUGAUUAUCAAGACUAUCUACUUAGCAAAGUCGAAGCUUUUGUUCAGAGACUACACGACGCUGGAGCACGAAGGAUUACAGUAGCUGGACUACCACCAAUAGGAUGCCUUCCGGUGCAAGUAACUCUUGGUGGCUUGACUUCUUUCCCUCUCCCUCGCAUCUUUCAUCAUCGGAUUUGUACGGAAAAUCAGAAUGCUGAUUCUAGGCUUUACAAUCAAAAGUUACAGAAGCUAAACCUCCGUCUCAGUAAGAGGCUUCGAGGCUCCAAAGUUCUUUACCUCGACAUCUACUCUCCCUUAAUGGACAUGAUCAAACAGCCUCAUAAAUAUGGAUUAGAAGAAACAUUUAAAGGAUGUUGCGGAACGGGGUUGCUUGAGGCAGGACCUCUAUGCAAGCCAUGGUCUCGGACAUGUGAGGAUGUUUCGAAGUAUUUGUUCUUUGAUUCUGUGCAUCCUUCACAAAAGGCUUACUCUGUCAUUGCUAGUUACGGCUUACGAAAUUUGUUACCUCUAAUUUGA
Arabis nemorensis is the source of this 1092-nucleotide messenger RNA. Lineage: Eukaryota; Viridiplantae; Streptophyta; Magnoliopsida; Brassicales; Brassicaceae. The record is from the annotation of a GenBank genome assembly.